Molecule: messenger RNA, 2165 nt
Organism: Aspergillus steynii IBT 23096
Lineage: Eukaryota; Fungi; Ascomycota; Eurotiomycetes; Eurotiales; Aspergillaceae
Product: putative MFS multidrug transporter
Exons: 4
Coding region: 161-1948 (595 amino acids)
Biological process (GO): transmembrane transport
Molecular function (GO): transmembrane transporter activity
Source: RefSeq, a predicted model, not a curated record
CUGUUUCUCUGCGCAUCCCAUCCUACCCUUCCCGCCUCUAUCGUCAACCACUCUAUUCUACCUUCUGUCCUGCCUACUCUAUAUACCGAUCUAGAAUCAUCCUGUCUGUGCAGGAAGUUGACUAACCUGGUCAGUAACGUCCAGUUCCUCCGGUAGAAUCAUGGACAGGGACAGAUCAGACGACUCGGAAGCAUCCUCUUCAACUCAUACGGAUGCGAAGGCUCCCCCCGGCCAUGAAAAGAAUGACAUUCCACAGCUCCCCAAGUCCCGACUGGGCUUGGCUAAUGAUCCGGCAGCUGGUACCACGCUUCACCAGCUUGAGCAUACCGUCUCGGAAAAGGUCGAAUUGACAGAAGAGGAUUGUUACGAUCAACUCGGCUACGCAUUCCCGGAGUGGCGAAAGUGGAUGAUUAUCAUCGUCAUCUUCCUUGUCCAGACAUCGAUGAACUUCAACACCAGCCUGUACUCAAAUGCCGCGACUGGAAUCUCUGAAGAGUUUGGGGUGAGCAUGCAGGCGGCUCGAUGUGGUGCUAUGAUCUUCCUUGUCUUGUACGCCUUUGGUUGCGAGCUCUGGGCGCCCUGGAGUGAAGAGCUCGGCCGAAAACCGAUCCUACAACUCAGUCUGUUUCUCGUCAACGUUUUCCAGCUGCCCGUUGCCCUUGCGCCAAACUUUGCUUCGAUCAUGGUUGGUCGCGCGCUUGGUGGUCUCAGUUCGGCUGGUGGUUCUGUCACUUUGGGUAUGAUUGCCGAUCUUUGGGAGGCUGAUGAUCAGCAGUAUGCUGUGGCUUGCGUUGUCUUUUCCUCCGUCGGCGGUUCUGCGCUAGGCCCUGUCGUCGGUGGGUUCGUGGAAGCGAACCUCAAUUGGCGUUGGAACAUCUGGAUUCAACUUAUCUUUGGAGGGUUUGUACAAGUCGCCCAUUUUCUUCUAGUCCCCGAGACUCGAACGACGAUCAUGAUGGAUCGGAUCGCCAAAAGCAAGAGAGAAACGGGACAGGACCCGAAUGUCUACGGUCCCAACGAGCUCGUUCCCUUCCGUGAGCGCUUCUCGGCGAGAGAAAUUCUCGUCACUUGGGUUCGGCCAUUCAAAAUGUUCCUCACAGAACCUAUUGUGCUGUGUCUAUCCCUACUGAGCGGAUUCAGUGACGCAUUGAUAUUCAUUUUCAUCCAGUCGUUCGGCCUAGUUUAUGAUCAGUGGAACUUCACCACUGUCACCAAAGGCUUGGCCUUCAUUCCAAUUCUCAUUGGAUAUUUCAUCGCAUGGCUUUCGUUCAUUCCUGUCAUUCGAAGGAACAUUGGGGAACGGCGAAUGAAGCCAGACGACGAACAUACGCAGUAUGAAUCUCGAUUGUGGUGGUUGCUUUACACAGCCCCUUGCUUGCCAAUUGGCUUAAUUGGUUUUGCGUGGACUAGCUUGCCCCAUGUACACUGGAUAGGUACCAUGGUAUUUUCUGCGAUUGUCGGUAUUGCCAACUAUAGCAUCUACAUGGCUACCAUCGACUACAUGAUCUGUGCUUACGGACCUUAUUCUGCUUCUGCCACCGGCGGAAACGGAUGGUCCCGAGACUUCUUGGCCGGUGUCCUCACGAUCCCUGCCACACCUUUCUACGAAAAUAUCGGUGGUGAGCGUCAUUUGGAAUACGCGUCUACCAUUCUCUUUUGCAUAUCGUUCAUUCUCGUGAUUGCCGUAUACGUGAUCUACUGGUAUGGCCCAACCCUUCGGAAAAGAUCGCCAUUUGCGCAGCAGCUGUCAGAUGCACGGGUCGAGAUCCAGUCUCAUGGUCGCCGACUAUCGAAAAUCCCCUCUGGCUCGAGAGCCAACUCUUUCGCAAGGUCGCAACAGAACCUGCGUAUCAGGAAUUUCGGAAGCCGUCAGGGUAGCUAUGCGGCAUCCCGGCCCGCAUCCCGGGGAAAUUCGCGCAACAAUAGUUUGUCCUAUGGAGGCCUGUAAGGGUUGUUGAAUUGGUAAACCUGAAGACCUUGAUAUGCCCGUUGAGCCUGAGGCGCCAUCCUAGGUGAGAAAGAUGCUACCGAAGGGCCAGGUUCUCUCUGUUGGGUGAAUGGUAGCACUGUCUUUCGACUACGGAGGCGAGCCUUUAUUUUGUAUAAGUUGUUCAGUUGGAACAUGAUGGUUGAGAUUCCCUUGUUCUUGGUCUUUGUAUACUAGG